GACAUGAAAAUCUUUAUUUCGCCUUACACCCCCAUAAAGCGGUAGUAUCGUCCACUCCCCGGAAGCGCCGGCGACAGUCGAAAUCCCGGCGAAGCAAGAGAACUGACUUGUCAGGCAGCUACAAACUGUAGAAAAAGCUCUUAGAUUUGAAUGGACAAGGCAGCCAGAAGUACACAGCCCAGCUAGUGAAGCCCAUGAAAGGUUCAGUGAUGCCUGUGAAGAAGAAGAGGAAGCUCCCUGAUGCUGAUGAUAAUGAACACAAGUGUAAAAUCACAAGUUUCACUCGACCUCAGAUCCGUGGUGCCCGGCCCAUCUCUGAGAAGCUCUUCUCCAACAAGAAGUGCCUGGCCUGGUUCCACGAGUACGCCGGCCCCGACAAGGUGGUCGGCCCGGAGGCCAUGGAGAAGUUUUGUGAAGACAUUGGAGUGGAACCGGAGAAUAUUAUCAUGUUAGUUUUAGCCUGGCAUCUCGAAGCAGCAAACAUGGGCUUCUUCACAAAGGACGAGUGGCUCAGGGGAAUGACAGUACUACAGUGUGACUGCACAGAGAGGUUACAGAGCAAACUGGAUUACCUGCGCAAUCAGGUCAACGACUCUGCGGUCUUCAAAAACAUCUACAGAUACGCCUUUGACUUCGCCAGAGAUAAGGACCAGAGGACUUUGGACAUGGACACAGCUAAGUCCAUGCUGGCCUUGCUGCUGGGGAGAACUUGGCCUCUUUUCCCAGUCUUCCACCAGUUCCUGGAGCAGUCCAAAUACAAGGGCAUGAAUAAGGACCAGUGGUAUAACGUUCUGGAGUUCAGCAGAACCAUCAACACAGACCUCAGUAACUACGACGAAGACGGAGCUUGGCCGGUGCUGCUAGACGAGUUUGUGGAAUGGCUAAAAACUUGGUCGGCAUCGUAGCAGACAGCAUCACAACACCAGAAAGGAGAAAGAGGGAGAGAAAACAAAAACCACAAACACAGGAGGGAUCUCUGUCGUCUCCGAGGAAGACGAAACUCAAAGCCAAGUCAACAUUUUGAUGGACUCCAACAGCUAACACACACGCUCACAGGCUCCUGAAUCGUCCCUGUGGACAUCACCCGCGUCCCCCCAGAGAUCGUCCCAGCUGUGCUCAACACACCGACUUUUUAUAGCCUUAAUUUGGAGAAAAGAAAAAGUUUUCAGAAAAAAUGAACUGAGUGCUGUGGAAUUUCUGUUUUCUUGAUAAUUAUUUUUUUCCCAUUUUGUGUCUUGUUUGUAGAUGUUUUCACAUUAAUAAAGAGGAAAUGGAAGUGUG
This is a messenger RNA of Scatophagus argus, 1281 nucleotides long. RefSeq names its product DCN1, defective in cullin neddylation 1, domain containing 5 (S. cerevisiae) (gene dcun1d5). The transcript has 9 exons. Lineage: Eukaryota; Metazoa; Chordata; Actinopteri; Scatophagidae. The record is from RefSeq and is a predicted model, not a curated record. Gene Ontology annotation, molecular function: ubiquitin-like protein binding; cullin family protein binding; ubiquitin conjugating enzyme binding. The coding region runs from base 195 to 905 and encodes 236 amino acids. Gene Ontology annotation, biological process: protein neddylation; positive regulation of ubiquitin-protein transferase activity. Gene Ontology annotation, cellular component: ubiquitin ligase complex.